AUGCCACAUGCCUGGGUGGUAGAGGGACCCCCGGUACCAACCCUCCCCCUGCUGUGCCCUGCAGCCCCCCGCCAGCCCCAGGGGGUCCCCGGUAGUGACACCGCCCAGCUGCACUAUGCCGUGGUGAAGAAGCUGCGCACCUACUCGGGUGCCCAGGUGAGUGCCUGGUGCCAGCCCGUGCCCGUCCCCCAGCGCUACUGCCAGGACGUGUACCGGGGCCAGCUGGCCUCCGUGCACAGCGCUGCCCGCAACAAGGAGCUGCAGAAACUGGCACGAACCUACCACAUCAUCAUCGCACCCUGGAUUGGAGCUGUCACCAGCUUCAGGGCAGGGCAGUGGCAGUCCUACUGGGAGGACUCCAGCCCCUGGAACUACGCGAAUUGGGCGCCCACCCACCCCUUCCACAUUGUCACCACCUGCACGACCCUCAGCAUCCGAGGUAAGGUCACCCAGCCACCGUGUCCAAGCUUGGAGUGCUGGGGAGGGGAGGACAGGCUGCUGGGGCAUUGGAGGAACAUUGGGAGGGCACUGUGAGGAGGGGGCUACAGGGCACUGGGUGAGCUGAGGGGAGCACCGAGGGCACUGGGAGGGGCACCGGGAGGGCUUACAGGGCACUGGGGGAGCCAAGGGGGAUAUAGGGGGCACUGGAAGUGGUUGCAGGGUACUAAGGGGCCCUGGGAACCACCCAUGGCCCUGACACUGUCCUUGUCCCCAGAUGGGCUCUGGUGAAGCCGCUUCUGCAACCAGCUGCGCCCCUUCAUCUGCCAAUACUGAGCUCCUGGCACUGCCAUGGCAGCCUAGUUCCUUUCCCAGUAAAGCAGAGGUGUCCUGAGCCGUG
Serinus canaria (Common canary) is the source of this 838-nucleotide messenger RNA. Its product is annotated as C-type lectin lectoxin-Lio2-like. The record is from RefSeq and is a predicted model, not a curated record. Bases 1 to 534 code for a protein of 177 amino acids. NCBI's taxonomy places the organism in Eukaryota, Metazoa, Chordata, Aves, Passeriformes, Fringillidae. The transcript is spliced from 3 exons.